AUGCCUCGGCUGUCCGUGGGAGGUGGUGGUGCGGGGUCGUCAGCGAGGGCCUUGCGGCACCAGUGCCGCUUGUGCCCGUACGAGUCGAAGUGGCGAAGCAGCCUGGUGCAGCACGAGCGGGUGCACACGGGCGAGCGGCCGUUCCGGUGCCACCUCUGCAACCGCGGGUUCGUGCAUCGCUCGCACGUGGUGCGCCACCUGCGCACGCACACCGGCGAGCGACCCUUCCGGUGCCCGCUGUGCCCGGCCACGUUCACCCAGCGCAGCAAUGUCAAGGUGCACCUGCGCUCGCACGUCCCCACCACUGCGCACAGGUCGCCAAAAUCAGCCGUGUGA
Dermacentor andersoni is the source of this 336-nucleotide messenger RNA. The record is from RefSeq and is a predicted model, not a curated record. Lineage: Eukaryota; Metazoa; Arthropoda; Arachnida; Ixodida; Ixodidae.